Molecule: messenger RNA, 2956 nt
Organism: Candoia aspera
Lineage: Eukaryota; Metazoa; Chordata; Lepidosauria; Squamata; Candoiidae
Gene: CYTH1
Product: cytohesin 1
Exons: 13
Coding region: 155-1351 (398 amino acids)
Biological process (GO): regulation of ARF protein signal transduction
Molecular function (GO): guanyl-nucleotide exchange factor activity
Source: RefSeq, a predicted model, not a curated record
CGCCCAUUAGCUGGAACAAGAUUUGACUCAUUCCAGGAAGCAGCAGACAGACAGCAAGUCAGUUGCAGGUAUCAACCCCGUCAAGCCGCAGAGCCGCACCUAUCUUGGAUUGAACACCAGCCGUGGUCUAUAGUCUUUCUCUGACGCUGGCAGCAUGGUGCUCAGGAUGGAGAGUGUGCCAAGCGACCUGACUCCUGAGGAGUGUCAAGAACUUGAGAACAUCCGUCAGCGCAAGCAGGAGCUGCUGGCAGACAUACAGCGUCUGAAAGAUGAGAUAGCAGAAGUCACUAAUGAAAUUGAGAAUCUGGGCUCCACAGAAGAGAGGAAAAACAUGCAGAGAAACAAGCAGGUGGCAAUGGGCAGGAAGAAAUUCAACAUGGAUCCUAAGAAGGGAAUUCAGUUCCUUAUAGAGAAUGACCUCUUGAAGAAUACCUGUGAAGACAUUGCCCAAUUCCUCUACAAGGGGGAAGGACUCAACAAGACUGCCAUUGGUGACUACCUGGGUGAAAGAGAUGAGUUCAAUAUCCAAGUAUUACAUUCAUUUGUGGAGCUCCAUGAGUUUACAGAUCUCAACCUUGUACAGGCACUGCGGCAGUUCCUUUGGAGCUUUCGGUUGCCAGGGGAAGCCCAGAAAAUUGACCGGAUGAUGGAAGCAUUUGCACAACGGUAUUGUCAAUGCAACCCUGGUGUGUUCCAGUCAACAGAUACCUGUUAUGUGCUUUCCUUUGCCAUCAUCAUGCUGAACACCAGUUUGCAUAAUCCCAAUGUGAAGGACAAGCCAACUGUGGAGCGCUUCAUUGCUAUGAACCGUGGCAUCAAUGAUGGUGGGGACCUGCCUGAGGAAUUACUCAGGAAUCUCUAUGAGAGCAUAAAAAAUGAGCCCUUCAAAAUACCUGAGGAUGAUGGCAAUGACUUGACGCAUACCUUCUUUAAUCCGGACCGGGAAGGCUGGCUUCUGAAGCUUGGAGGUGGCCGAGUGAAGACCUGGAAGCGGCGCUGGUUCAUCUUGACAGACAAUUGCCUUUACUACUUUGAGUACACCACGGACAAGGAACCACGAGGCAUUAUUCCAUUGGAAAAUCUAAGUAUCCGUGAGGUGGAAGAUUCUAAGAAGCCGAACUGCUUUGAGCUGUAUAUCCCUGACAACAAGGACCAGGUCAUCAAAGCAUGUAAGACUGAGGCAGAUGGACGUGUGGUGGAAGGAAACCACACCGUGUACCGCAUCUCAGCGCCCACCACAGAGGAGAAGGACGAGUGGAUCAAAUGCAUCAAAGCUGCAAUCAGCCGGGACCCUUUCUACGAGAUGCUUGCUGCCCGCAAGAAGAAAGUUUCCUCCACCAAGCGGCAUUAGCCACCUCAUCCAACUGUGUGGUGGUGACAUUGGCAGGGGACGUCUCUCCAUCUCCUGAGGGUGGGGGACGAGAGGCUGCACCAGAUCGUCUGCUCUCUAUUGCUACCCUUGGGAGACCAGCUUCAGCUUUUGCUAUUCUUUUCCAGUUUGGGAGCAGGAAGAAGGGAAGGGGGCGCUAAGUCGAUGGCAGCCACCAACUUACCAACUUCUUUAUUGGGAAGAACGCCAGCUCCUUACCGUGGCAACUUGAAACCCACUGCGUCUUCUGCAGUCCAUGUGGCAGGAAGAGAAAAUGGUUGGAGUCUUUGGGGCUACCAUAGUUGAUUUGUCCAUUGCCUGAGCUAAUGGAGAGGUAGAGGGCAUUGUGCAGUACGCACCCCUAAGGGGAUGUAACUCUAUUUAAGCUGCAGUUGCUACUCUCUAAGGCCCAGCGCCAGGAAUGGACCAUGGAUUGUCAAAGGUACACAUCAACCUGUAGAGCAGACAGGCUAGCUCUGAAGCCUAGAGAUUCCAGAGGCACCCCGUAUUGCCUUUGCUCCUUAUGUGUAAUCAAGCAAGAUUGAUGGCUUCUUUCCCCCAAGUGAUUCAGCCAUGUGGUCUGUUAGGUAUGCUUAGCUGGGAUCCUCUCACUUUUUUAAAAAUUAAACAUAAGGGGAAUGAGCAACCAGGAUGUCAGCUCCAGUGCCUGGAUUAGUUGCCUAGUGCAAGGCUGCCCUCUCCAGGAUUUCCAUUGUCCUCGUUGUAGAGGACACAUACUUUAGGUUGUUCUUGUUGCUGCUGCAAGCCAGUGAAUAGGCUUGUAGAUUUGGGCAGGUGGAUCAUUGUAUGAUUUGUAUUGAUGCUUUGCAGGAAGAUUUUGCCAACAAUUUGUGGGGACUACCCUACUCAGCUGCUGACCGUGAAACCUUGGCCCUCUGUUUUAUUUAGCAUUGGAAUCAUGUCCCAGAAUAGCAGGGUUUAAGGGGGGAGAAAAAGACUUCCACUAAUAAGGAAGGGUAAAGCACACACCCUGAGCAUUAUGUUUCUGACCAGUCCUGUUGCAGUUGUUCUUUUCGGCAGGGAUGGGGUUGGGUGAGUUCAGAUGAGGUUGCCCUGGACCAGUGGAAGUAGUAGUCUUUAGCCCUGAGUGAAGCACAAGCAAAGGGUCGGAGAUUAGGGAUUUGGAGGGGGUGGCUUUGCUGGCUAAUGUUUGCAACAAGGUUGGUGGGGUGGGGUGGGGUGGGGUGGGAGAGCCACAAAGAAGGCUGUCUUCCCUUGCAAAAUUUUGUGGUGUUCUUGAUUCCUCACACAGUUCUCCAAGCUUCAACCCCACCUCACUAUCAGCCUAUUUAUCUGAGAUGUAGAUACUCUCUGUACAGGUUUCUUUCCCCUUGAGAUUAUUUUGUAUUUGUUUUAAAGAAGAUUGUUUUUGUGAAACAUGACAGGAUUCCUGCAUAUUGCUGUAGCACAAGGGGAAAAUGGGGAGAGAGUGGAAGAUACUCUAGGUCAAACAGCUGGGUUACAAUUUUGUUUUGAAUCUGUUUUUCAGGGCUGGUUUGGGAUUUUUUUCCCACAACUUUGUGACCUAGCACAGAGCACCUGCAGCAAAUAAACAUUGGACUCGCA